UAUGUAGAAAAAUACAGCAAUCUUUCACCAUUUCUAUUCGUGCGAGGUACAAGAGCUCGGUUAGAUCAUCGAUUAAAGACUAAUUCAAGUGUAUUCUAAGUUCAUUCAAACGAGAGGAAGUAUCGGCCCUUAGAGUUGUUGACGAGGGUUUCUCGCCGUGACCUUUAUGUGAGGAUCGCGACGGGAGAGAGACGCGGGUCAGAGAGAGAGAGACAGGUGGAGAGACAGCGGAGAUCAUUGUGUCUUUUUGGAUCUGUGCUCAUCAUCUCUACUGAGAUCUUAUUGUCUGGUCCUCUGGUCGACAACAAGGAAAUAAACUGCAUUUAGAGGCUUUCUCCACUGCUUAAUUGUAGCCUAUCACAUAGGUGUCAUCAUGGAGGCCAUUGCCAAGUAUGAUUUCAAAGCAACUGCAGAUGAUGAGCUGAGUUUUAAACGUGGGGAAGUAUUGAAGGUAUUAAAUGAAGAGUGUGAUCAGAACUGGUAUAAGGCAGAACUAAACGGCAAAGACGGUUUCAUUCCAAAGAACUACAUCGAGAUGAAGGCACAUCCGUGGUUCUUCGGGAGAAUUCCGAGGGCCAGAGCAGAAGAGAUACUCAACAAACAGAGGCAUGACGGAGCGUUCCUCAUCAGAGAGAGCGAAAGCGCGCCUGGAGACUUCUCCCUUUCUGUCAAGUUUGGCAAUGACGUACAGCACUUCAAAGUGCUGCGUGACGGGGCUGGAAAGUACUUCCUCUGGGUUGUGAAGUUUAACUCUCUCAAUGAGCUGGUGGACUAUCACCGCACGACUUCCGUUUCCCGAAACCAACAAAUCUUUCUACGAGACAUCGAGCAGGUGUCUCAGCAUCCAACAUACGUGCAGGCACUGUUUGACUUUGACCCUCAAGAGGACGGCGAGCUCGGCUUCAGACGUGGAGAUUUCAUUCAGGUCCUGGACAACUCUGACCCCAACUGGUGGAAGGGCGCCUGUCACGGCCAAACGGGCAUGUUCCCACGCAACUACGUCACGCCUGUUAACCGGAACAUGUAAAAAGAAAACGAAGCAAUUAGUAAAUCAAUUGUCAUUAAUGGCCCCUAACAUUCACAUACAAUCAGACUACCCUAACUCUCCCCUAGCAACACCCUUAAAGUCCUGUGAAAUCCAAAGUGGUGCAGAAGAACGGAAAUCGUGAAAGAAAAGGAGGAAAAAAAAGUAGCGGAGAGGCCGGACGCCCCACCUCUCCCAUGGUGCCUGGG
Molecule: messenger RNA, 1233 nt
Organism: Xyrauchen texanus (razorback sucker)
Lineage: Eukaryota; Metazoa; Chordata; Actinopteri; Cypriniformes; Catostomidae
Product: growth factor receptor-bound protein 2
Exons: 6
Coding region: 374-1027 (217 amino acids)
Molecular function (GO): protein binding
Source: RefSeq, a predicted model, not a curated record